This is a messenger RNA of Hordeum vulgare subsp. vulgare (domesticated barley), 472 nucleotides long. RefSeq lists its product as uncharacterized. Bases 92 to 472 code for a protein of 126 amino acids. NCBI's taxonomy places the organism in Eukaryota, Viridiplantae, Streptophyta, Magnoliopsida, Poales, Poaceae. The transcript is spliced from 6 exons. The record is from RefSeq and is a predicted model, not a curated record.
CGAAAUUAGCGUCGCCGGAUCUGGCGGCUCCCUGCUCCUCCUCCCCUCGCCAAUCCGGCGAUCCCCCACCCACCUAAUCAGCCCGCGCACCAUGCAGUCCAAGCCCGUCCCCCUCCCCGCGCCGCCUCGCAAUGCCGGGCCUCGCUGCCGCCGAGCAGGACGCCGUCUCGCUGGUGCACCGCGUCGCCCGGGCCCUCAACCGCCGGAUCUCCGAGGAGGACGCCCUCAACAGUGGCAUAAUAGCCAUGCGUUGUGCUGGCGGUCCAUCCGGCCACCUCCUCCGAAUAACAUGAAGUGCGGGUGUGAUUCCAUGUUCUUCUUAUGUACAUUUUCAGUAGGCAACAAAAGCAAUGGCAAGAGCAUAUUGUGCCAGCAAUGGCAAGAGCAUAUUGUGCAGAGAAAGUGGAUGAGAAGAAACUUGGGGUUCUCAUCCAAUCUUUUACAGGAGCGCUCGCCCGACAAGGAUGGUUGA